This is a messenger RNA of Closterium sp. Yama58-4, 1092 nucleotides long. The record is from the annotation of a GenBank genome assembly. NCBI's taxonomy places the organism in Eukaryota, Viridiplantae, Streptophyta, Zygnematophyceae, Desmidiales, Closteriaceae.
AUGGAAGAGGAACAGGCCGAACGCCGCGCGGCAAGGAUGGUGUCUAAACGCACCGAUAGGGAGGGUGGCGGCGGCGCUAAAAAAACUAAUGUGUCCGUCGCGCGUGGCACUGGGCUGAUAAAAGUGGCUACAAAGAAGGUCGCGCGCGGUCAAGAGAAGACCGGCAGGAAGGCGGAAGACAACGGGAAGCAACCAGGGCCAUGCAAGCGUGUUUCUACAGUGAACAAAGAUGCGGAUGUUGCCUCUGCUGGCACCGUGCCCGUCCCGUCGGCCGAGAGAGAGGGAUCGGCGACAGGGGGAAACCACGGAGGCGAUCCCCGUGCCGAGCAUGAUGCAACCAAGGAGUCUGAGGCGGAGGCAUCACAACACCAUCUGACGCUGCUCCAGCCGACCGUGGUCGAAAUUUCUGCUGCCGUGCUGGAUAAGGACAAGAGGAAGAGCGAUGGGGAGGAGGACGAUUAUGACACCGCCGUGCCCGGGGACAUCACCACGCGGAUGAAGAGGCGGCAGACGACAGGCAGUGCUGACGACGCCGGUGGCGCGGAAGUUGGGACAACGCGAGGCGCCAGUGAAGCUAGUGGCAAGGCGACGGGUCAUGCAUUGCGCCAGAAGGGCCGACCCACGGCAAGAAAAACAUCCGGCGGAAAGAGGGGCAAGACAGCAGCGAUGAGGACGAGGCCGAAACAGGGCGAUGAAGACCCUGGUGACGCUGAGGAGGCGGAUGAUGAGGAGGAGGAUGCGGAAGAAGAGGAUGCGGAGGAGGAUGACGCGGAUGAUGGGGAGGAUGAAAAAGAUGAGAACGAUGGCGAGGAGGACGAAGAGGAGGAGGAGGAGGAGGAGGAGGAGGAGGAGGAGGAGGAGGAGGAGGAGGAGGAGGAGGAGGAGGGGGACGGCGAGGAGGAGGAUGAGGAGGAGGAGGAGGAGGAGGAGGAGGAGGAGGAGGAGGAGGAGGAGGAGGAGGAGGAGGAGGAGGAGGAGGAGGAGGAGGACGUGGCGGCAAUGAAGGGACGUGGCAGACGACAGAGUGGUACAGGGAAGGUGGGGGGCCAGACUCGCCAUUCCCGGAAACGCGGGGCAGUUGACGCCGGGUGA